GCGCGAACGCACUUCGCGCGGAAUACACUUGGCGAAGUAGCUCCGUGAGAUACAUAUUUUGACAGAUCUUUGGCGAAACACCGUUUCCCGGUUUAAAUUGAUGCUCGAUAUUUUCACAGAAAACCUCGCGGCUAAAGUGAGUAAAAAUACAACCGCGUUUCGCGAGAGAUCCAUUUAACGACCGUGCAAUAAUAUUAUUUAUCACUUCCUUGCGCGUGCUGAAUUACAUCUAAUUAAAAUUUUUACAAGCUUCAUCUCCGCAAUAAAUUCUCGUCUCGGUUGUAUGUGUCUACUCGGUGAGGGAAAAAGCCACGGCGCGGAAGGCGAUAAAAAUGAAAGACGGAAGAUGGAACGAUCGAGUGACACUGAAUGUGGGUGGCGUUAGACACGAGACGUAUAAAGCGACGCUAAGAAAAAUCCCGGCGACCAGAUUAUCGCGGUUGACGGAGGCAUUAGUGAAUUACGAUCCCGUGCUGAAUGAAUAUUUUUACGAUCGGCAUCCGGGCGUAUUCGCCCAAGUGCUUAAUUAUUAUCGCACGGGGAAGCUGCAUUAUCCCACUGAUGUGUGCGGCCCACUUUUCGAGGAGGAGCUGGAGUUUUGGGGCCUCGACUCGAAUCAGGUAGAACCGUGUUGCUGGAGCACGUAUAGCGUUCACCGGGACACGCAAGCCACCCUGGCGAUUCUCGACAAACUCGACAUCGAGGGCGAGAAGCUCGGCGACGAAGAAAUCGCCCGUCUAUUCGGAUUCGAGGAGGAAUAUUACAGCGGGAAUCUAACCAGAUGGCAGAGAUUACGAUCGCGCGUUUGGAUUCUCUUCAACGAGCCGUGCUCGUCCACGACCGCCAAGUGCAUCGCCUGCGCAACGGUGUUCUUCAUUUGUCUGUCGGUUCUUUGUUUCUGCGUGAAGAAUCAAACGCCGAGAUCGCUGACGAAAAGCAAGCACGAAGACACGCGGGACGAUCGCACGGAUAACACGGCUAUCAAUUCUCAUCGGGCGUUUUUUUAUCUGGAACACGCGUGCAACGCCUGGUUCAGCGUCGAGAUAGCGCUUCGCUUUAUCGUAAGCCCCAGCCUGAGGCGUUUCGUCAUGUCGCCGGUCAAUCUGAUCGAUCUGGCGGCAACGAUGAGCUUCUACACGGAAUACCUGGCGAAGCCGAAUCUUUACGUCGAGCUGUUGUCGGUGGCGCGGGUCCUGCGACUGUUCAAACUGACGAGACACUCGCCCGGACUCAGAAUCCUCAUACACACCUUCAAGGCAUCCGCGAAGGAGCUCGGUCUGCUGGUCUUCUUUCUCGUGUUGGGAAUCGUGCUCUUCGCCAGUCUCAUAUUCUAUGCCGAACGCCUUCAGGAAAAUCCCGACAACGAUUUUGACAGCAUACCGCACGGUUUGUGGUGGGCCUUGGUCACCAUGACCACAGUAGGUUACGGCGAUAUGGCACCGAAAACUUUUCCCGGCAUGUUCAUCGGUGCGCUGUGUGCUCUCGCCGGUGUUCUUACUAUCGCGCUUCCGGUUCCGGUCAUUGUCAGCAACUUCUCCAUGUUCUACUCGCACACGCAGGUGCUCGGAAUAUCGUAUUAUCAGGUUUUUUCGAUUAUUCAUUUCACAUAUGUUUAAUUAUUUAUUUCACGUGUUUUUUCAAACGCGAUUUAUCGCUUCGUUACAUAC
Pseudomyrmex gracilis is the source of this 1667-nucleotide messenger RNA. RefSeq names its product potassium voltage-gated channel protein Shaw-like. The record is from RefSeq and is a predicted model, not a curated record. The transcript is spliced from 4 exons. Gene Ontology annotation, cellular component: dendrite membrane; voltage-gated potassium channel complex; axon. NCBI's taxonomy places the organism in Eukaryota, Metazoa, Arthropoda, Insecta, Hymenoptera, Formicidae. Gene Ontology annotation, molecular function: protein binding; delayed rectifier potassium channel activity. Gene Ontology annotation, biological process: potassium ion transmembrane transport; protein homooligomerization. The coding region runs from base 333 to 1616 and encodes 427 amino acids.